AUGAUAAAAGAGCCAUUUCAAAACAGCGUGUCUGUUGUUGCGUAUGCGCCUUGCUGCCCACCUUCUGUCCACGCAGAGCUCUGCAGGCAGAGGUUGUGUCUUCAUUCUUUCCGCCAUCUUGAUUCUUUCUCACUGAUUGAGACGCAGCCGGUAGGUCCGCAGAGCGGUCUUCCUGAGAAUUUAGUUGUGAGUGAAUGUGUGGAGGAGCCAGCGUUAGGACAGGUCCUGCAGCACAGUCCGUGGCUUCUGAGGGAAAAGGGCCUUGCAGUCAUCGUCCAGCUCCUCCUAGGUCGCCAUGCCACCAUGGGACUUGUCUUUGUGGCUCGGCUGGAACGAGGGAGGAACGUGGGCCACAGAGGGGAGGGAUCACGUGAAGAUGGGGUAGGGGCGCGGAAAGGGACAGCGUGUUCGGUAAGGAAGGGGCCUGGGAACUGUGGGCUGGUGACUGCGGCCCUGAGGUCUGUAGAGUGCCUGGCAGAGGUGUCCCGUGAGGAGCAUAACAUUCACUCUGUUUCACAAUUUCUCACCUCCGCUGUGAACGUCAUGGGAAGGAAUGGGAGCACUGCUGGUUUAGGUUCUCCACAGAGGCAGGAAAACUUCAGUCUGGAGGCGAAUGCCCUCCUCAGUGCGCAUGUUGCACAGACCUGUUGCUGCGCAUGUCUGUUGCUAGGCGUGUCUGUUGUUGCGUAUGCGCCUUGCUGCCCACCUUCUGUCCACGCAGAGCUCUGCAGGCAGAGGUUGUGUCUUCAUUCUUUCCGCCAUCUUGAUUCUUUCUCACUGAUUGAGACGCAGCCGGUAGGUCCGCAGAGCGGUCUUCCUGAGAAUUUAGUUGUGAGUGAAUGUGUGGAGGAGCCAGCGUUAGGACAGGUCCUGCAGCACAGUCCGUGGCUUCUGAGGGAAAAGGGCCUUGCAGUCAUCGUCCAGCUCCUCCUAGGUCGCCAUGCCACCAUGGGACUUGUCUUUGUGGCUCGGCUGGAACGAGGGAGGAACGUGGGCCACAGAGGGGAGGGAUCACGUGAAGAUGGGGUAGGGGCGCGGAAAGGGACAGCGUGUUCGGUAAGGAAGGAGCCUGGGAACUGGGAACGCUGUGGGCUGGUGACUGCGGCCCUGAGGUCUGUAGAGUGCCUGGCAGAGGUGUCCCGUGAGGAGCAUAACGUUUACUCUGUUUCACAGUUUCUCACCUCCGCUGUGAACGUCAUGGGAAGGAAUGGUGGGAAAUAUGAGCAUGUAAGAACAAGAUCCCAAUCCUCAGAAAGAGGAAAUGACCAAGAGUCUUCCCAACCGGUUGAAUCUGUGAUUGUCCAGCAGCCCGCUGAGGAAAAACGUCAAGAAGAGGAAGCACCAACUGAAAAUCAGGGUAUUGCACCUAGUGGGGAGAUCGAAAAUGAAGGAGCACCUGCUGUUCAAGGGCCUGAUGUGGAAGCUUUUCAACAGGCACUGGCUCUGCUUAAGAUAGAGGAUGAGCCUGGAGAUGGUCCUGAUGUCAGGGAGGGGACUCUGCCCACUUUUGAUCCCACUAAAGUGCUGGAAGCAGAUUCUUUGAAGGUAGUUCACACCCCAAAUGGCUGCCUUACACACUAUUAG
Mandrillus leucophaeus (drill) is the source of this 1584-nucleotide messenger RNA. It is a transcript of the gene PAGE2B, whose product is annotated as P antigen family, member 2B. The coding region runs from base 1 to 1584 and encodes 527 amino acids. NCBI's taxonomy places the organism in Eukaryota, Metazoa, Chordata, Mammalia, Primates, Cercopithecidae. The transcript has 9 exons. The record is from RefSeq and is a predicted model, not a curated record.